UAUAACAUGGCCGCUCAGUGGUGUUCGUAGUGAUGUCUGUAGCCCUCUCAAUCAUGAACUGAGCUGAAGAUCAUGUUUUUUGUUAUGAGCGAGUUGCAAUAUUGCUAGAAAAAGAAACCGAAAAGGAGAAAUAAGAAGAUGAAUGAAGUGAUACAAUAGUUUUAACGGAAAACUGAGGAUUUCGAACAGGCAUGACUGGCGUAUUGCUGUUUUGUUAAUAUCAGUAUGGCAUCCAAUAUUUGUGACGAUCUUUCUGUAAGCAUGGAAUGUUGGAAGUCAACACUUAAGAUAGACGCCUUUCCACGGAUGGCGUAUCUGCAUAGAAAACUUCACGGAAAAUUGGAAACAUUCAAAAGGUCAUUACCACCUGAACCGAAACAACUUCGGGAUGACCUUGUUUCUGUUAUAGACAAUAUGUUCUACCCAGCAACAAUAUUUGUCAUCAAGAAAACAAAGACAGGCGGAUCAAAUGAUGUUGAGAAUUUCCUAUCAAACCACAUGCGUAUUGGAGCAGGGGCACCAAGCCGUUGCUCUAAUGCAGAAAUGUGUAAUAAUAUGCAGUGUAACCGCAACCCUUCUGUGUUUGUGACAUUGUUGUCAGGAUGUGGAAUGACAACGGAAUGUGAAGAAGUUAUUAGACUUCUGAAAGCAUCUUGUCUCAACGAGAAAUGUUUACGAAAAAUGCUGUUCGUUAUUGACGAGAAGGUCACGUCAAGGUCACAGAUGUACAAAUACGUGGAAUCCUUGAUCCCAAAUAAUCCAGAAAUGAGUUUCUCUGAUGAAUGCAGAGGUUCCAGAAUCUUCCAUAGCCAUGACAGAAUGCUACUCAAGUUAAUAUCCAGAUAUCUUGAGAACCAUCUUGGCAGCGAGAUCGACCACCUGUACUCCCUAAGCAAGAUGCAAUUUUGGCGACAGGAUGACGAGAAGGGCUCCAAGGAAAGAGUUCGAGGAAAAAUCAUUGACGUUUUCAAUUCCACCCAUGACAAGUUAUAUGAUUUGGCAAAACAGGUGACCUGUAAACAUCCUGCUGAAUGUACUAAACACCAAAUAAAUGCAUGUUUGGGAAGUAUUUUACCGCAAUAUGGUUUGCUCGUUACUAAGCAGGCAUUGCAAAAUGUUUGCUCUGAGGAAAAUUACGUUACAGAAAAGCAAAUGCCUUACAAAACAUUUUGUUCACUCAGAAGCUAUGUCCUACUGGAAUACCUAUCUGGAACCUCCUCCAGCAUGUUUAGUGGCAUUGUCACGGGCACCUUCAUUUGGUCUGGGAAAGACAUACGUCAAUCCAAUUAUUGUGUUAGUCCAGACGCAAUAGCUGAUCAGAUCAUCAGUAUUGUUGUCAAAGAUGGACAACGUAUUUCUACUGCGAUGAGCAACGAAAUUCAACAGGCGGCUAGAGAUUGUAAGAAGUACAUUGAAAUAAUUGAAACAACGCAAGGAGUACAAGAAAUCUACGACUUGUUCAACAAAGUUGUAUCUGAGCGAUACAGUGAUGACGUACAUAUCUGUGCCCAAAUCUCACUCUCUCGAAUACCUGGGUUAAAAUCCUUUGGCUACUGGAAAAACGAAUUUGAAGUCAGCGUUUGCGAAGAAAGAUGGAAGGAUAAGAUACAAAGCUUAAUCAAGAUACUUCAUGACGCAAUUCGUGGGGAUGAAAAAGCAUGUAGCGUAGGUAUUGAAAGACGAAACAUUCAUUUCAGGUCAAGUGAAAGGGACUUGGAGCUCCACUUGUUUACGGGAGAGUCUGGCAAGGAAUGUUACGGAUGUGUAACUCUUUUUGGACAAAGGAUAAUGGACAGCCGUCUUGUGUGCUUCACAUGCAAGCAUGUGGUCACCAAGAAAAAUGCUUUCGUUAAGCUGUUCAGCAAUCUUUGUGAUCACACACAGGAAAACAGCCAACCCUGUAACUGUGUAGUUUUAACGGGGACUUGUAUUCAUACUCAUGGCGUUGAAGACAGCAACCAGCUGAGUGAUGGUUUCGUAGAUAUCUCCUGCAUAAGUGUGAAUGGCUCUUGUGAGGUAGACACCAGUAUACAAGGACCGAACCCCGGUCGGAAAAGGGUUAUUUGCGGUUUUGACGAAAAUUUCCGUUCGCGACGCGGAAUGGAUGUUUACAAAAAAGGAGAAGAAAACUACACAGCUUAUGGGAAGUACAUAGAUGUCAUGUAUCUGACACCUAAUGAAGAGGAAGAAGACGGUGGCGAAAAUGGAAUAUGGGAUUGUGGUCAAGACCAUAGCGUCAACAUCCCAUUCUCUGACGGCCCUCGAAGGAUUGAUAUCAUAGAAGAGACGGAGGACUCGGAAGUUUCCUUUGGAAAUCAUGGGCAUAGUGGCGGCUUGGUUUCCUUCGUUAGUUCGAAUGGAGACACGGACGAAGUGUCACCUGCGUUUGUCUAUGUAGGGAAAUGGCCUGAUCAUGAGAAAACGUACAUGUGCUACAGACUGCACGAGGCAAUCGAAUGUCUCGCACUGAACAAUGCAUCAGCCCAGUUUUGUCUCUGUUUCGAUGACAACAAUUACCAAGAUAUUCACAUGGGAAAUGAAUGACGACGACGAUAUGUAUCUGGAUAUUAGACUCCAGACCAAAUUUUUCGGACCAAAAUAACAAAUCGGGCGAACAAUAUUUGGAAAAAUUGGGUCUAGCUGGCAUCUGUAAGGGGCUAAUGUGUCCAGGAGAUGAUUGUAUUAUGUUGACUAGAGUAUUUCGACUUUGUCAAGUGUAUGCAUGUCUCAGUUUGAUACUUUCCUUAAUUUAGACUGAGUUUUGCUUACAUUUAAUUUUUAAAAAAAAGAUUAAAAAAAACAGAAUCUAAUAGGAAUUUACAUUAGGUGCAUUUUGGAAGGAACAAAACAACAAUUUGGAUGAUUUUUUAACUUUUCAUCAAUAUCAUGCAGUUUCUCCAAACUAAUUACCCAAUGUGCAUCAUAUCACUUGAAUGACCAUAGAUAAUUAAUUAUCGGGGCUAGUUCACCGAAAAUUGAAAAGGACGGCAGCUCUAAGAUUGUUCAGCGGGUUUCGCCACGUUGUUGUCUCUUAAUUAAGAGAACAUUCAUGAUUUGCUUAUUGCAACUACUGCAUUACAUGCCUCUACGAUUUUGUUUUCGAUUUUGCAUUUACACAUUUUAAUGAUAGAUGCUUCUCGGUAUGAAAAGAACAAUAGGAUCGUGUUUAUUAAACAAUUCAUAUAUUUUUCGGGCAUCUGAUACAGUAAUGGACAUCGGGGUAAUCAAUACAGCAUCAAUAUUUCUAGUAGCUCAAUACACAGAAAGUGAGCUUUGAUGGGGGCCCGGCGUCUGCACAACAGUAGGGGCCGCAGGAUGAUCUGAAAGGGGAUGGGCAUUGUCCUGGUGUCCUUUAUGUCCCCUAAACAAAACAAACAAAACACAGCAAAAGCCCGACGCUCGAGUCUCUGUAAGUGAACCUACGUGCUUCGCCUCUUUCGAUAAGCGAGUCGUUGUUUUACACGGUAUUUGAUAUGGUGCCAGCGAACCUUUGCCGUGAUACUUUUUGGCAGUGUUAACCAAAUGGUGACGUAUAUUGUGAUUAAGGAAAUCCUAGACGGACGUAUAUUGUUGUUUUGAACCUAUUAUGAAUGGGUUUUUUCAGUAAUGUCUGGUAUAGCGUAAAAUUGUACUUGCUGCACUCAUGAUUCGUAAGACGAUUAGAUUUGAAAUUCUAUCAUGUCUAUUUAAGCAACCAUUUACUUUUUAUAAUCUUACUUGGCACUGCCGCCUCACUUUCUGCCUCGGAGGCGACUGUUCGUUCAUGUGAGGAAAGCUAUAGGUUUUGCUGUCAGGCCGUGAAAUACUAGUUAUUAAAGUGGCACUGAAUGUUCACUGAGUACCUUUCAUUACUGAGAGCAAAGAAACAUGGUUGAGUUAGUCCGUUAUAGGUUGGUACAAUGGGCCGUGAAUAAAACGGUCAUUGUGACAUUUCAGUAUGAUAACAUUAUAAUGGGUCAAUAUUCAAGUAUGUCCUUAAAUCACUUUUUUUGCGAUGACAUGAGGUUUAACAGCAACAGCAGAACGACUAAUCAGUAAUAAUGACAUGGAUUUUGUAUGGAAACCAAGUGUUGGAAUAUGUCUCAUGGUCUCAUUUCAUAGAUAGAUUGUUUGCAUAAAACCCAGUGAUGAAAUAGGUUUCAUGAUGAUUUCAUAGAACCUAGCGAUGGAUAUAUUUGUCAUAAUGAUGACAUUGAUUGUUUCUAUAAACCCAGUGAUGGGAUAUAUUUGUCAUAAUGAUGACAUUGAUUGUUUGUGAUAUAUUUGUUAUAUUGUUUGUGAAAAUCCCAGUAAGUCGUGUGACCUGUUUCUACCACAAUAAUAUCGGCUUGAAUCAAAGGGAAACCUGACCAAGUAUUAUUUUGCAUAUGCAAAUAAGGUGUAACGGUGAAGGCCAGGACCCGGUGAUGUGACGUCAUUCGAAUAUUGAUGACGUCUUUAACAAUUGCAUGUCGGGUCAAAGUUCGAAUUCUUGACCAAUCAAAAGACCGGAAGGUCAUAUUCCACUAGUGGAAUAGAACAUAAUAUAUAUCGGCACAUUUAUAAAAUGACUUGAGAGAGCGUAUUGUGAUAGAAAUUUGUCAUAACGAUGACAUAGAUUUAUAAAAACCAAGUGAUGGUAUUUGUUUGUAAUAAUGAUUUCAUAGAUUGUAUGAAAACCGAGUUAUCGGAUUUGCUUUGUCAUAAUGUUGACAUAGAUUGUUUUGUAAGAAAACCUAGUGAUGAGAUAUAUUUGUAAUAUUGAUUAGAUAUAUUGUUUGUAUGAAAACCCAGUGAAGGGAUUUGUCUGUCAAUAAUGCAGACAUAGAUUUUUUGCUUGAAAUUACAGCUAUGGAAUAUGCAUGCUAUUAUGCUAACAUUUUUUCUGGGUUUUUUUCUUCUUUUUUCUCAUUAAAACCCAAUGAUGAAAUUUGUUUGUCAUAAUGCUGAAAUGGAUUGUUCGUACAAAAACCCAGUCACGGGAUGUAAUUGUCAUAAUGCUUUGCUUAUACUAUGUAAAAAAUAUUAAUUUUGAAUUGUCUCUUGAUGAAGCUUGAGAAACCGUAUGUGUGUAAUCAUCCAUGGCGAUUAAGGCUUGAUUGACAAUUUGAUAAAACACUAAUUAUCCUAAUGCAUGAGCUACAGCAUAUGUAUUCGCUUUUGUGAAUUAUAUAUAUAUAUAUAUCUUAUCAUUUUGAUGAAUUAUAUAUAAUCAUUUAUUUUACCUUUGUUUUUGCAAAAAAUAAUAUUCAAUAAUGUAUAUCUUCGUUUUGGAAAGUAUGAAAUUGUGCAUUGCAUUCUAACACAAGGCGAAGUCGAAAUGAUGCCACCUACCACAUUUAUAUGCCUAAGAGAAUUAAUGAAGGAUUUGGUGAACACCCGUUCUAUCGGGAGAUCAAUUCUGGAUAACUUGUCUCUUACCAGCAUUAGAUGUGUUAGCUCUAUAUAUAUUUAGUGUAUUGACUAAAUACCGUCAAAUCUCGAAGUCGGAAGGACCAUAAAAACUUAUUAGAUAUCGUGUGUGUAUAAGGUAACCAAGUAUAACAUAUUUAUAUAUAUAUAUAUAUAAUUGUAUAUAUAUAUGUAAAUUCUCGGAAUGUUAUUUUUCGGUCGAGUUAAAAGGGGUCUUCGAAUUAUGAGAGUUCGAUAUAACGAACAUUUACAUUAAGCAUGUAACUGUUACAUUAUAUGUAAUUUUUUUUUCUGCUUUUUUUUAAAGAGAAAUUAUCGUCCAUUUCAUUAUUUCAACGAAAAAUACAUAUUUUGGCUUUAAAUAUUUGGUUAAAUCGACUAAAAUAUGAUGAUUGUUCUUGGUCAAAUGUCUCAAUUAUUAUAACGACGAGGUGAAUGGUCAAAAUUGUAUAAUAAGGCACCAGCCUUAUUUAUUACAAGAUUUUGGUGGUCAUUGGUCAAGGUUAAAGGCCAAAGGCUGCAAUUGCACGUUUUCAAAAAACGGUAAAUAUGGUAUCCCAUGAACCUCAGAACAGAUUUAUUUAAUUGAUGAGGGGGUGGGGAUUUAUUUUAUUGGUGAGGGAAUGGGGAUUGAUUUUAUUGGUGAGGGGAUGGGGAUUUAUUCUGUUGAUGAAGGGGAUGGGAAUUUAUUCUAUUGAUGAAGGGGAUGAGGAUUGAUUUAUUGGUGCGGAGGUGGGGAUUUAUUGUAUUGAUGAAGGGGGUGGGGAUUUAUUGUAUUGAUGAAGGGGGUGGGGAUUGAUUUAUUGGUGCGGAGGUGGGGAUUUAUUGUAUUGGUGAAGAGGGUGAGGAUUUAUUUUAUUGGUGAGAGGGUGUGUAUUUUAUUGGUUAAGGGGUGGGGAUUUAGUUUGUUGAUGAAGGGGCUUGGGAUGAUCCCUCAUUUUGCUUUUUUCUCUAAAUCUUACUACCGUUAUCCACUCACUGGAUAAAUUAAUUAAAUCAAUAUUCACUUUGAAAAUUUUUAUCAACCUUGUGUGAUUUUGAAUGUUUUGGUUAUAUUUGAACGGUUUGAUUGGAAAUCUUUAUGUAUAUAUAUUGAAAAAUAAGCCAGGUUCAAAUAGACUAAUGAUAUUUUCUACCUUAGAUGAAUAUAAAUAUCUGAACGUGUGUUAAUACUAUUUAUUCAGUGAAGACAAAUUACCAAUAAGUAAUAAACGUGAAUGUUAAGACUAGGACAGUAUUUCUUAUAUUUUAAUAUUAAAUGCGUUUUUAAACAAA
Molecule: messenger RNA, 6666 nt
Organism: Pecten maximus
Lineage: Eukaryota; Metazoa; Mollusca; Bivalvia; Pectinida; Pectinidae
Exons: 3
Coding region: 226-2544 (772 amino acids)
Source: RefSeq, a predicted model, not a curated record